AUGCUCCCCAAGAUGAGCGAUAAGAACAUCGAGCCCCGUGGGACUUGGAACGGCGAUUUCUCAUGGGACGGCUACUUCAUGCGAAUGCAUAUGAAGACAGUCACUCAGACGUACGACAUGUACAACCCCAGGACUUGGCCGUUAGUAAGCCAGAUCGCCGCAACAGAGAACAACUUCGACUACAGGAAGAGCAAGCUCCCUCCCGAAUAUCUGGUAUACGAGCAGACACUCAUCAAGGACAUGGACGGGCUUCGACCUCUCCAAGGCCAGCGGGCCAUUACCCGUCGAAAGAAUCGAGUCAUGAAGAACCUCUUUCGCUACUACCCACUCAACUAUGACCGCAACGGUGAGCUGAGAGCGCAUCCGCAUAUCCCAUCUGACGAAUUGGAGGAGUGGAUAUGUCAAAUAAAGGGCAGCAAACCGAUUGCGAAGAAAGAGGAGGACACCAAGGAUGUGAUAAUCGGCAACCAUGCGACUGAAGAAGUUGCUGAGGAUGAGUCGCCCGAAGCAGCAGCUAUUCAUGAGAUCAUGAAGAUGUUGGGCGACACAGAUACAGUACCCAACAGCAGAGUGACUGGACUGGAAGAAGAACUCGAAAAGACCAAGAAGGAGAGCAUAGAGGCAGACAUUAGAGCGGAAAUCGCGAAAAAUAAAGUUACUGCAAUGACAGCCAAGUACCAAACGGCUGUCCAAAGAUUCUCCGUCCAAGUUGGAGAGGCACUCCGCGAGUACAAGGAACAGUCGCACAAGCUUCUUUGCCAAGAGCGCACCAACCUCAGUACCCUGAAAGAGAUAUUGGUGAAGAAGGAAGAUGAGAUCGCCAGUCUGCAAUCGGACCUCAGAAAGCGUGGCGAAGACGUCUUGACAGCGAAGCAGGAGACCAAGGUGGCAAAGCAGCAAAUCUUCAAGAUUUUGGAAGAGAUGAAGAAGAAGAAACAGGGUACAGGUUUGCAGAAGAAGAGAGCGGAGGAGGAUGGAGCAGGAGCAGCACGAAAGAAGCCGAAGAUCGAGAGUUGCGAAAUGCAGUAG
Alternaria hordeiaustralica is the source of this 1029-nucleotide messenger RNA. RefSeq lists its product as uncharacterized. The transcript has a single exon. The coding region runs from base 1 to 1029 and encodes 342 amino acids. The record is from RefSeq and is a predicted model, not a curated record. Lineage: Eukaryota; Fungi; Ascomycota; Dothideomycetes; Pleosporales; Pleosporaceae.